GUGCACGAGGAAGGAGCGGUGUGAGCGCUCCAGCGAGCCUCGGAGAUUCGCCUCGGAAAUGAAGCAGUGUGUCCGGCUCACCGUGCAUCCCAACAACAUCUCCGUCUCCCAGUACAACGUAUUGCUGGUCUUGGAAACCUACAAUGUGCCCGAGCUGUCAGCAGGAGUCAAUUGCACCUUCGAGGACCUUUCGGAGAUGGAUGGCUUGGUGGUGGGCAGUCAGAUCCAGUGCAUCUCGCCAGCUGCCAAAGAAGUGCCCCAGAUCAUCACAGAGAAUGGAGACCAUCACAUUGUCCAGCUUCAGCUCAAGUCCAAGGAAACGGGUAUGACCUUUGCCAGCACCAGCUUCGUCUUCUACAACUGCAGCGUCCACAACUCGUGCCUGUCAUGCGUGGAGAGUCCUUACCGGUGCCACUGGUGCAAGUACCGCCACGUCUGCACUCAUGACCCCAGCUCCUGCUCCUUCCAGGAGGGACGAGUGAAGCUGCCCGAGGACUGUCCACAGCUGCUUCAGGCAGAGAAGAUCCUGGUGCCGGUGGAAGUGAUCAAGCCGAUCACAUUGAAGGCCAAGAACCUUCCUCAACCACAGUCGGGCCAGAGGGGCUACGAGUGCAUCUUGAACAUCCAGGGAAAUGAGCAGAGGGUGCCCGCCUUGAGGUUCAACAGCUCCAGCGUGCAAUGCCAGAACACCUCGUAUUCCUAUGAAGGGAUGGAGAUUAACAGCCUGCCGGUGGAGCUGACGGUCGUGUGGAAUGGGAAUUUCAACAUUGACAACCCAGCACAGAACAAAGUUCACCUGUACAAGUGCGGGGCCAUGCGGGACAGUUGCGGACUCUGCCUUAAAGCUGACCCUGACUUCGAGUGCGGUUGGUGUGAGGGACAGAAUCAGUGCACCCUGAAGCAGCACUGUCCAGCCCAGGACAGCCAGUGGCUGGAGCUGUCCAGCACCAAGGGCAAAUGCACCAACCCGAAGAUCACGGAUAUCAACCCAGUGACGGGGCCUCGUGAAGGUGGGACCAAAGUGACCAUCCGUGGGGAGAACCUGGGGCUGGAGUUCAGAGACAUUGCAUCUCACGUCAAAGUGGCCGGAGUGGAGUGCAAACCGCUGGUGGAAGGGUACAUCCCAGCAGAGCAGAUAGUGUGUGAGAUGGGGGAAGCCAAGCCCAGCCAGCAUGCCGGAUUUGUGGAAAUCUGUGUGGCUGAGUGCAAACCAGAGUUCAUGGCCAGGUCUUCACAGCUCUACUACUUUAUGACUCUGACCCUCUCUGAUCUCAAGCCGAAGCGGGGACCAGUGUCAGGUGGCACCCAAGUGACAAUCACAGGCAACAACCUCAAUGCGGGCAGCAAUGUCAUCGUGACCUUUGGGCGACAACCCUGCCUCUUCUACAGGAGAUCCACCAAGCACAUUGUCUGUAACACCACUGCCUCAGAUGAAGGCUUUGAGAAGGUGAAGGUGUCCGUGAGGGUGGACAAAGCCAAGAUACAUCAGGAGUUGCAGUAUGAGUAUGUAGAGGAUCCGACUAUCCUGAGGAUCGAGCCUGAGUGGAGCAUCUUCAGUGGCAACACACCCAUUGCAGUGUGGGGAACUCACCUGGACCUCAUCCAAAACCCUCAGAUCCGGGCAAAGCACGGUGGAAAGGAACAUGUCAAUAACUGUGAGGUGCAGAACAGCACAGAGAUGACCUGCCAGGCUCCAGCCCUGGCUGUUGACCCCAAUCACCAGUCUGAGCUCGCCGAGCGUCCAGAGGAGUUUGGCUUCAUUCUUGACAACGUGCAGUCCCUGCUGAUACUCAAUAAAACCAACUUCACCUACUACCCAAACCCUAUCUUUGAGGUUUUCAAUCCCUCAGGGAUCCUGGAGCUGAAGCCAGGAAGCCCCAUCAUACUGAAGGGCAAGAACCUGAUCCCACCAGUGGCAGGAGGGAAUGCCAAGCUGAACUACACAGUUUUGGUUGGUGAGAAGCCCUGUGCAGUGACUGUAUCAGAUGUGCAGCUACUGUGUGAAUCUCCAAACCUCAUUGGAAGGCACAAAGUGAUGGCUCGUGUAGGAGGGAUGGAGUUCUCCCCAGGGAUGGUCUACAUCUCUCCAGACAGCCCUCUCAGCUUGCCAGCUAUUGUCAGCAUUGCGGUGGCCGGUGGCCUGCUCAUCAUCUUCAUCGUGGCUGUGCUGAUCGCGUACAAGCGCAAAUCCAGAGAAAGCGACCUCACCCUCAAGCGUCUGCAGAUGCAGAUGGACAACCUGGAGUCCAGGGUGGCACUGGAGUGCAAAGAAGCCUUUGCAGAGCUACAGACAGAUAUUCACGAGCUCACAAGUGAUCUGGAUGGAGCUGGGAUUCCUUUCCUUGAUUAUCGAACAUACACCAUGAGGGUGCUUUUCCCUGGCAUUGAAGAUCAUCCAGUCCUGAGGGAUCUGGAGGUCCCUGGCUAUAGGCAGGAACGGGUGGAGAAAGGCCUGAAGCUCUUUGCCCAGCUCAUCAACAACAAGGUUUUCCUGCUCUCCUUCAUCCGCACUCUGGAAUCCCAGCGCAGCUUCUCCAUGCGGGACCGUGGUAACGUGGCCUCACUGAUCAUGACAGUGCUGCAGAGCAAGCUGGAGUACGCUACUGAUGUCCUCAAACAGCUCCUGGCUGACCUCAUAGACAAGAAUCUGGAGAGCAAGAACCACCCCAAGCUGCUGCUCCGGAGAACAGAGUCUGUGGCUGAGAAAAUGCUCACCAAUUGGUUUACCUUCCUUCUGUACAAGUUCCUCAAGGAAUGUGCUGGGGAGCCUCUGUUCUCCCUUUUCUGUGCCAUCAAACAGCAGAUGGAAAAGGGCCCCAUCGACUCCAUCACUGGGGAAGCCCGGUACUCACUGAGUGAGGACAAGCUGAUCCGACAGCAGAUUGAUUACAAGACACUG
Molecule: messenger RNA, 2899 nt
Organism: Nestor notabilis (Kea)
Lineage: Eukaryota; Metazoa; Chordata; Aves; Psittaciformes; Psittacidae
Product: plexin-A4
Exons: 19
Biological process (GO): positive regulation of axonogenesis; negative regulation of cell adhesion; regulation of GTPase activity
Cellular component (GO): semaphorin receptor complex
Molecular function (GO): semaphorin receptor activity
Source: RefSeq, a predicted model, not a curated record